Messenger RNA from Cyprinodon tularosa, 2616 nucleotides. RefSeq names its product tumor protein p73 (gene tp73). Gene Ontology annotation, biological process: regulation of transcription by RNA polymerase II; protein tetramerization; apoptotic process. The transcript has 14 exons. Gene Ontology annotation, cellular component: nucleus. The record is from RefSeq and is a predicted model, not a curated record. The coding region runs from base 267 to 2348 and encodes 693 amino acids. Gene Ontology annotation, molecular function: DNA-binding transcription factor activity, RNA polymerase II-specific; protein binding; RNA polymerase II cis-regulatory region sequence-specific DNA binding. NCBI's taxonomy places the organism in Eukaryota, Metazoa, Chordata, Actinopteri, Cyprinodontiformes, Cyprinodontidae.
CUUCACACUUACAUGGAACUCGGUGGUGUUGAGAAUGUGACGUCCGUCUGGACUCCAGCGUGAGGAGACUAGUCCGAUUGAGCCCUCAUCAAUCUUACAGUGCCAGUCUGGCUGUUCGAGAGACCACACCUGAAGAGGAAUCCAGAGCAAGGAAGACAAUGAUAGAAGAAUAGCCAUUAGCAGCUGUUGAUGACUUUCUAACAUACGCCUCUGUAAUUUCUAAAACUUGAUUCAAAGUUGGGAAGACGCAUAAGAGAUCAGAAAUCAUGAAAGACUGGCACUGGAUACCCUUUCAUAGAGCAACCUGCCCCUCACCAAACUGUCCAUCUUUUAAGAUGUCUCAGUCUACUGUUGUUGAGGAAGGAGGCACCUUGGAGCACCUGUGGAGCUCUCUAGAGCCAGACAGUACCUACUAUGAGCUUCCUACAAACAAUCAUAGAGGUGAUCAUCCAGUAGCCUCUACCAGCACUCCAGGGAAUCACCGAAACUGUGCAGAGGUCUCCAUGGACGUUUAUCACAUCAGAGAUAUGAACGACAAUGUGAUGUCCCAGUACAACUUGCUGAGCAGCAGCAUGGAGAGCCUGGGGAGCCGAGCCACGUCCGCUAGCCCCUACAGCUCCGAAAACACGUCUUCAUCGGCGGUGCCCACCCCCUCGCCUUACUCCCAGCCCAACUCUACCUUUGAAGGCCUGUCCCCUGCCCCAGCAAUCCCCUCCAACACCGACUACCCGGGGACGCACACCUUCCAGGUGUCCUUCCAGCAAUCCAGCACCGCCAAAUCUGCCACAUGGACCUACUCGCCUUUACUGAAGAAGCUGUACUGUCAGAUUGCCAAAACCUGCCCAAUCCAGAUCAAGGUGUCCUCCUCUCCUCCUCAUGGCAGCAUCAUCCGAGCAAUGCCAGUCUACAAAAAGGCAGAGCAUGUCACGGAGGUGGUCAAACGGUGCCCGAAUCAUGAACUUGGACGGGAAUUCAAUGAUGGUCAAACAGCCCCAGCCAGUCACCUGAUCAGAGUAGAGGGAAACAACCUUUCUCAGUAUGUGGAUGAUCCUGUCACUGGUAGACAAAGUGUCUUCGUGCCCUAUGAAGCUCCCCAGGUUGGGACUGAGUUCACUACCAUCCUCUAUAAUUUUAUGUGCAACAGCAGCUGUGUGGGCGGGAUGAACAGGAGACCUAUCCUCAUCAUCAUCACUUUGGAAACUAGAGAUGGCCAAGUGUUGGGCAGACGAUCAUUUGAGGGUCGGAUAUGUGCAUGUCCUGGAAGAGACCGCAAAGCUGAUGAGGAUCACUUCAGGGAACAGCAGGCCCUGAAUGACAGUGUGGCCAAAAACGGCAGUGCCAACAAGCGCAAUUUCAAACAGAGUCCUCCAAAUAUUCCCAGUCCAAAUAUCAACAUAAGAAAGAGACGACACGGAGAAGAAGAAAUUUAUUAUAUUCCUGUUCGUGGGAGGGAGAAUUUCGAGCUUCUGAUGAAGAUUAAAGACAGUUUAGAGCUGGUGGAGCUGGUGCCGCAGCCAUUGGUGGACUCCUAUAGACAGCAAACACAACAGCAGCUGCUGCAGAGACCGAACCAUAUAGCUUCCCCGUCCUCUUAUUCUCCAUUGUCCAACAUGAACAAGAUGCAUUCACACAGCAGUCUUGGAAAGACACAAUCCGUCAACCAAAUGGUGGGGCACCAACCUCAGCAGCAUCCCACUGCAAACCCCACCAUCGCUCACAUGGGUCCCAGUAUGCUCAACAGCAAUCACAUGCAGGGUAACGGUGACAUGAACAGUGGCCAUAGCAGCCACAAUAUAGUGUCUGCCUCCCACUGCAGCCCUCCACCUUAUAACCCUGACCCCAGCCUUGUCAGUUUUCUCACCAGUCUGGGCUGUCAGAACUUCAUUGAGUACUUCACCUCACAAGGCCUCCAGUCUGUCUACCAUCUCCAAACCCUUACAAUGGAGGAUUUAGGUGCUCUUAAGAUACCUGAGCAGUCUCGCCUCACUAUCUGGCGAGGUCUGCAGGACAUGAAACAGGGAGCCACUCAUCAACUUCCCAACUCCAGCCAUCACCAUGAAUACCACGGCCAGCAGCUGCUUCGCUCCAGCAGCAACAUGGCCGCCUCAGCAAUGGCAGCUAUUGGGGCCACUGGCGGCGAGCUGCAACGUCAGCGGGUCAUGGAGGCGGUGCAUUUUCGCGUCCGCCAUACAAUCACAAUCCCUAACAGGUCUGGGGUUGUGGGGCCAUCAGGGAUGGCACCGGCUCCUGAUGAAUGGGCAGACUUUGGGUUCGACAUGCCGGACUGCAAAGAGUCCAGAAGCAAGCAUUCCAUCAAGGAGGAAUUCAUGGAAAGCGAUGUUCACUGAGACUGCAUUUCCAUGUAUACAUCAUUUAAAUGCUUGUUCAUGGGGUCUGUUAAGAUGAUUGGAGGUUUUGAGUGUUCUUAUUUUUCCCAAAGAAUUAACUACCUUUUUAUUUUGGGAUUACUCUGUGUAGCUUAAACAAUUAGUUUCUCCACAAGUACCUUGAGAAAUAACCAAGCAUUUUUGACAAAACUUACAUGUUUUGUCUUCUCAAACUUUAUUUUCCCUCACAAUGUUCUCAACUUGUAGAAUGCCAGCUGCCAACUUGCAA